This is a messenger RNA of Closterium sp. NIES-65, 6237 nucleotides long. NCBI's taxonomy places the organism in Eukaryota, Viridiplantae, Streptophyta, Zygnematophyceae, Desmidiales, Closteriaceae. The record is from the annotation of a GenBank genome assembly.
AUGAGGGCUCUAGUGGUAGCCGGCACGCAUGGCGGCGUGGGAUGCACUUGGUUCACGCUCGGCCUAUUGGCGGCGCUGCGGCGUCGAGGCCUCACGGUGCAGCCUCUGCGGCUCGGACCAGAGCCGCUGGACGCGGGGCCCUACGUGGCGGCGUGCGGUCGAGAGCCCAUCAAUCUGGACGCAUGGAUGGCUCCAGGGGACCUAACUCGCGCCUUGUUUAACCGACGCGCGGCCGGCGCGGAUGUAGCGGUGGUGGAGGCGGCGGGCGGAGUGUUUGACGGGUGGGACGGCGGAAGGGCGGACGGCACGGGCAGCGCGGCGGAGAUGGCGAAGCUGCUGGGGGGCCUUCCCGUGCUGCUGCUCCUCGACGGCCGCUCCGCCGUGCGCUCCGCUGCCGCGCUCAUCCACGGAUUCACAUCCUUCGACCCAUCUCUCACGUUCGCGGGGAUGCUGCUCAAUAUGGUGGAGAGCGAGGCGCACGCGCAGUGGAUGUGGGACGCGCUCUCCGCCGCGGACGUGCGCCUGCCGCUCAUCGGCGCGCUGCCCUUCCUCCCGCACCUCUCGCUCUCCGCCAUCCUCUCCUCGCCCUCCUCCCCCACCCACUCCCCGCCGUCCUCUCUCCUCUCCUCCCCGCUCCCUGACUCCCUUUCCUCCGCGUCCUCCCCGCCAGUCUCCCCCGGCCCGUCCCCCUAUCUAUUCUCCGCGCUAGCCGACGCCGUGUCGCACUACGUGCACAUUCCGCGCCUCCUCUCCGCCUGCGCCUCGAUCCUGCUGCCUCCGCCGUCGUUUCCGCUCUCCUCCCCGGGGGGUGCGGGCGGGCGGCGCAAGGUGGUGCGCAUGGGGGUGGCGCGGGACGCGGCGUUCUGCCUCGUGUACCAGGAGAACCUGCUGCUGCUGCAGGAGGCGGGAGCGGAGCUCGUGUUCUUCUCGCCGCUCGUUGACCCCCUUCCGCCGCGCCUCAACGCCGUCUACCUGCCGGGCGGUCGCCUCGCGCCUUUCGCGCCUCGCCUCUCCGCCAACCGCCAGCUCCGCUUCGGCCUGCGCGCAUUCGCCGCGGCGGGAGGCUUGGUGCUGGCAGAGUCCGCAGGCACCGUGUUCCUUGCGCACUCGCUGCAGGUCCGCGCGCGCCUCCCCUCCGCCUCUUCCGCUUCGUACUCUCCCCCUGCAACCUCCGUUCACACCAAUCGACUCUUCUUUUCCGCGCUCCCGUUCCGCAUUCCCUCGACAAUUUGCGCACUUCUCCCGUCUCCCGGCACGGACGGCGCGGAGUACCCCAUGUGCGCGCUGCUGCCCUUCACGGCGCGCGAGCUGCACGCGCCACCCGCGCCGUCGUACUGCCUGGUGCGCCCGUCCCUGGGGUCGCCGCUCUUCGACCCUACUCUUGCGCCCAUCCGCGGGUGCCUCGUCGCGGUGGCGGAAUUCACCCCGCUGCGCAACCACCCCGCGCCGCCGCCCGCGCCUCCGCAACUUCAGCGCCCCGAUCUCAAUGGCUUCCCCACGGAGCUCGCGUUCCCCUCCGCCGUGCGCCGCCCGCUGCCUGCGCGUUUUCCCCCCGGCGACGCCAAGGACCCGCUCGCCGGCGCGGCGGGGGCUGCGGGGGCGGACGGCCUAGGCGCGCCGUCUCAUCUUCCGCCGUUUCCGCCGCCAUCCGCACGCGCUUUCCUGCACUCCGCGUCCGCCUGCUCCUCCGCGUGUCCCGGGUGCUGGGACAUUUCCCUCGCCUCUCCGCGCGCCUCCCCGCGCUACGCCACUCCGCGCGACGCCGCUCCGUGCGCCAGACCGCGGGAGUGCAGGGAUCUAGGCCAGGGGGAAUGGGGCGGCGCGGCGGACGGCGGAGAAGGCAUGGGCGCGGCGGAGGGAUGGGGGGGGCGGGCGGAGCAGCGCGGGUGGCUGAGACGGUCCGAGACGUUUGCGGUGGGGGAAGGGGGGAUGCGGGGCGUGGGGAGCGGAUGGCGGGAGGUGCGCGCGGAGCAGAGCGGUGAUAUAGCCUGGGGAGCCAUGCCGGGGGAGUACGGGGGCGCGGCGGAAAGGGACAGGCGGAACGGAUUCCGCGCAUGGGCGCAGGUGUACGGCAUCGGGGGGAGAAUGGGCGAGGGGGAGGGGCGGGCGGGGGAGAGAGGCGCGGUAGUGAACAGCGGAAGCGGCAGUUGCAGCAGCGCGUGCGACAGCGGAAGCGGGAAUGGGAGCGGUGGCUUUCCCAUCACGAGCACGACGAGCACGAGCAGCAGCGGCAGUUGCGGCAGCGGCGUUUGCGAGGUGCCUGCAGGGGCGACGCACGAGCGGAAAGGGAGCGGCGGAGGGAUGAGCGGGACCAGCAAGGGCGACGAGGUCGCAGCAGCGGCGGCGGCGGCGGCAGCGGAGGAGAAGGCGGCUGCGAUGGAGAGCGCUGCGGAGCGGAUCAAGAGCAUGCGCGCGGAGCAGAUGCGCGUGAUGGGGCUGGAGGGGCCGGUCCCCGCGAGCCGCAUGCUGCGCGUGCGGAGCGACCUCCGCGGGUACGCUGGGUGGGCGCGAGGCGCGGAGGACGGCAGAGACGGCAGCGGGUUCAGGGACGCGCGCCGAUCCAGCUGCGACUCGCCUUCUAACGGGGAUGAUGCAAGCCGUGGCUAUUACUGCAGAGGAGGCGGAGGCGGAUGCGCAGGGGGACUGCGGAGGGGGGAGCGCGGCUCGCGGAGCAUGACGAUCCGCGAGAGCGAGGAGGCGGACGCCGCUUCCCCCUCGUACCGCCCCCUGCUCUCCAUCCCUUCGCCCUCCUCCGCCCUCGCCCCCAUGCGCCGUACCCGCUCCGAACUCUGGCCCGCGCGCCCCCCUCCGCUGCCGCUCGUGGCGGAGGGCAGGGCGGCGGAGGGCGCGUGGGGGCAGCGCGGGAGUGAGGGGAGGGGCAGGCGGAGCUGUGAAGGCAUGGGGGACGUUCCAAGGCGGGCGCGCACGCAAGUGGGGGGAAAGGGGGAGAGGUAUGCGCAGGGCGGGGGGAACCUGUGGGGAGAGGGGGACAUAUUGGCGGAGGGGAACGGGAGGAGGUGGCGGCGCGCGUCGUUGGAAGGGGGCGCGCGGGGAGGAUGGGGGGAGGUAUAUGGGGGGAGUGCAGUCGCUGUAGUGGGGGAAGAGGAGGCGGGGGAGGAUACGUGCGGAGAAGGGGAGACUGACAUGGCUAUUGUACGAGUGGGCAGCGGCAGCAGCAGCAGCAGUAUUGGCAGCGUGAGUGGCGGAGGGAGUGGGGACGAGAGCAGCGGCGCAGAGGCAGCGAGUGAGGAGUGUGCGGGGGAUGUCGAGGGGGAGACGGGCGGAAGCAGCAGCGGGGAAAACGAGGGGGAGCAGUGGGCGGGGAUGGGGAGGCGCAGAGUGGAAGCGGGGGGGAUUACAGCUCCUGACGGGUCGUGCGACGCUGUAACGCCUCCUCCGCGCUCGUCUGCUCCCCUCAUCCAUGCCAUACAAGCAGCAGCUGCAUGCAGAGCAGGCAGCCUGGGCAGCGAUACGCCUACUGCAUCCUCGGAGCUGGUGGAAGUGGGGGGAGGGGCGCGAGUGGGCGCCAUGAGCGCACGAGCGUCCCCCCAGCAGCCCCUGCCGCGGGUGUGCCAUCUGCCCCUCGUUCCUGGGCUCGCGCCCUGCCCUGCGCGCAGCUGUGGCGCUGACGUGGCGCAGGGCGGGCUGGGGGAGGGGGCGCCGGGAGGGAAGGUGGGAGGGGAGCAGCGGGGCGCGGGAGAGGUGGUGGUUGGCAGCGAGGGUAGUGGGUGGGCCAGAGAGGAUAGCAAAGGUGGCGAGGGUGGGGAGCAGGAGGCAGUGGCGCAGUGCAUGGCCGUGUGCUCUGCACUCUCCAGACACAUCCUCGCUGCUGCUGCCUGCUCUGCGUCUACAGCACCGCUCAGCCACCUCGUGCUCAACCUGGCACACCCCUCCUUGCUCUCCACACUCCUCCCCACGUCCCCUCUCGCCACCCUCCUCUACCACCCGCACUCACUACCUCUGCCUCUGCCUCUGCCUCUGCCUCUCCCCGCCACGUCAUCCGCCCCCAAUGCUGCCUCGUUACACGACCAUCGCCCGCAGCAGCACAGCCGCAUUGCAACAGCAUGCCUGGCAGCGCAGGAGAAUGCUGCGUGGAAGCGUGGGGCACUCGUGUGCAGGCAGGAUGCGGAGGGGGUGUCAGUUGAACUGGGUACAGCGGUAUCAAAGGGUGGUGGCGCACGGGACGGGAGAAAGGUUGUUGCUGCGCCUGCAGUGGAAGCCUCUGCAGCCUCCCUUUCUUCAAAAGUGGCUCUACUUCAGCCGCGAUCGCUUGCAGACGUUCUUGAUAUGCUGGACGCUCAUCCCGCCAUCACUUGCCCCGCUUCUGCUGCUUCUGCUGCCGCUGCACAUGCGCCAAGCGUCUCGGUGUCUGUGCUAAGAGCACGCAUUCGAGCGGUGGUAGCAGCAGUGGCGGGGCAGCCUACUGUGCGGGUAGCAGUGGUGCUGCUGCCCUCAUCCCACCCCACCUCGUUGUGCCCAGAGUCCACUGAGGCGGGUCCAAAGCAUGCUGCAGAGCCUGUGGACCAGCAGCAGCAGCAGGCAGUGGUGGUGCCAGGGCUGUGGGUGGGGGACAUGGUGGCACUGGCAGGCGGCAGCGGUGUGGUGGCACAGGAGGCAGGGGGGAGCGCGCGGGCAGUGCAGUGGCAGCAUGUGUUGGACAGCGCUCCUGACGCUCUGCUGCUGCUGCUGCCGCCCCACCACGGCCCUUCCAUCAGCGAGGUGGGUGCGUGUGUGUAUGUGAUAGUGUGUGAUGAAGAGAAAACCGUUUUCGGCGGACUAUCGGAUGCGGAUCGGAUCUUCACGAAUCUGUACGGGCUGCACGAUCCGUUUAUUAAGGGCGCGAUGCAGCGCGGCGACUGGCACCGCACGAAAGACCUCGUCGUCAAAGGCACCGACUGGAUCAUCAACGAGAUGAAGAAAUCCGGGCUGCGCGGGCGCGGCGGCGCGGGGUUCCCGUCGGGCCUUAAGUGGUCCUUCAUGCCCAAGGUGAAUCCCGACGGCCGCCCGUCGUACCUCGUGGUUAACGCAGACGAGAGCGAGCCGGGCACGUGCAAGGAUCGCGAGAUCAUGCGCCACGACCCGCACAAGCUCAUCGAGGGGUGCCUCAUCGCGGGGGUGGGCAUGCGCGCGCGCUACGGGUACAUUUACAUCCGCGGAGAGUACGUCAACGAGCGCAAGGCCGUCGAGCGCGCCGUCGCGGAGGCGUACGCGAAGGGAUUCCUGGGCCGCAACGCGUGCGGAAGCGGGUACGAUUUCGACCUGUACGUGCACCACGGCGCGGGCGCGUACAUCUGCGGAGAGGAAACCGCGCUGCUGGAGUCGCUCGAAGGCAAGCAGGGCAAGCCGCGUCUGAAGCCGCCGUUUCCGGCGAACGCGGGGCUGUACGGAUGCCCGACGACGGUGACGAACGUGGAGACCGUCGCCGUGUCGCCGACGAUCCUGCGACGCGGGCCGGAGUGGUUCGCGUCGUUCGGGCGCAAGAACAACAGCGGCACGAAGCUGUUCUGCAUCUCGGGGCACGUGAACAAGCCGUGCACGGUGGAGGAGGAGAUGAGCAUCCCGCUCAAAGAGCUCAUCGAGCGCCACGCGGGCGGCGUGCGCGGCGGGUGGGACAACCUCCUCGCGAUCAUCCCGGGCGGCUCGUCAGUGCCCAUGCUCCCGAAACCCAUCUGCGACGACGUGCUAAUGGAUUUCGACGCGCUGAAAGCGGUGCAGUCCGGUUUAGGCACAGCUGCAGUGAUCGUGAUGGAUAAGAGCACUGACGUCGUCGACGCGAUCGCGCGGCUGUCGUAUUUCUACAAGCACGAGAGCUGCGGGCAGUGCACGCCGUGCAGGGAGGGCACGCCGUGGUUGUGGCAGCUGCUGGAGCGCAUGAAGGUGGGCGACGCGCUAAUGGAGGAGGUGGAUAUGCUGCAGGAGAUCACGAAGCAGAUCGAGGGGCACACCAUCUGCGCGCUCGGGGACGCCGCUGCGUGGCCCGUGCAGGGGCUGCUGCGCCACUUCCGCCCCGAGAUUGAGCGCCGUAUUGAGGCGCGCGCCGCCGCUGCUGCUGCUGCUGUUGCCGCUGGUGGUGCUGGUGAGUGGGCGGCGGGAAGAGGGAUGGGAGAGUGCGGCCAGGGGAUGAUGGCAGGGAUGGGAGGGUGUGUAGAGGGUGGGAUUUUGCAGCAAGGGUUGAGAGAUGUAUGGUGGUGGGUGCCACAAGAGGAGUUGAAAGACGGACGUGUUUCGAGUGCGUGA